AUGAAUUACGCGAAAAUAAUCAAAUCUAAAAGUAAGAAAAAAGAAACCUACAGAAAAACUUUGGACGGACAUACGAAUGUUGAUCCAGAUGAAGAUUCCACGUUUAUUAAAAGACAUGAACCGGACACUAUAGGUCGGACAAAACGCUGGAUUUUAUCAAGUGGAACCGAUGUGGGUCAAGUAUUGACCAUUUAUAGAUGCCUAAUUCCUGAAUCACAAAGAUGCAUGAAUCCUGUUUACUGGGGAAUCCUCGAUCUCACCGGUACUCACCAAGAAACAAAACAACUCUUCUCUCCCGACGAUUGGACUGAGAUGUUGAAAAGUUUUGAAGAUGAAAUAGAAAUUAUUGAAGAAGAUAUACCUGACGCUGUAUUUUUGUUUUUCGAUGAAAUUGAGCAGGUGAUAAAGAAUAAUGAGAAGAGUGAGGAUAUUUUAAUGGGAAUUGACGAGAUAUCUUCGCAGAAAAUAGAAGCAAAGUACGAGAUCACACUCGGUGAACAAGAUAAAGCCUAUAUUUUUGAAAUCAAGAGAGCGGUCUUGACGUAUGCAGAGAACUUGGCUGAUGUUAAUCAACCGAUUUCGGAGUCUGCUUUUGAUAAUUUAUUCACAAACAUGCUCACAAGAAGAUUUCUCGACAUGACCGAAUUGAAAAUAGACUCGGGAGAGAUCUGUUCCUGGGCUUCUGCUCAACGACGUAACGAAGGUCACUUAAUUACACUCCGUGCCCGAGUGGGACAAAAAUGUGGCUUUCGAGGAACGUUAAAACACAGUAUAAAUGAAUUAGAAGCGAUAAUAGGCCUCCGAAGUGAUGGUCUCCUAGAACCACAUCGUAAAAAAUUUUUUUCGGAUAAUCUUGACUUGUCUAUAACGAUGAGGGAUAUCCUACACGCAUUUUUCAACUCUAAUGUAAACGCUCCGGAUGAAGAUUUACAUAAAAUAUUUGUUCUCGGAGUUCAAUCAUGGGGCUGGACACAUCAGAUUGUUGCUAUGGAUUGCAAAGGAACGAACAUUUGUAGGUAUGGGAAGUUGUGCACAACAGUCUUACCCAAUUCCAUAAGAACACUUGCAUGUAUAGAAAAGUUUUAUGUGGAAAUGAAAGAUGUUAAGGCUACUCUCAACUACAUCUGCAAUAAAGCAAAUGACAUUGCUUUAUCCCAUGCUCGAGCACAUAGAAAACGAAAGGGAAAGGACCAAGAAGAACAUGCCAAUAUCGAGGUUGGGGGCUAUUUGGGCAAAAUUACUGAAUCACUCUCAAAAAAAUCACGAACAUAG
Molecule: messenger RNA, 1272 nt
Organism: Acaulospora morrowiae
Lineage: Eukaryota; Fungi; Glomeromycota; Glomeromycetes; Diversisporales; Acaulosporaceae
Source: the annotation of a GenBank genome assembly